Molecule: messenger RNA, 1396 nt
Organism: Antrostomus carolinensis (chuck-will's-widow)
Lineage: Eukaryota; Metazoa; Chordata; Aves; Caprimulgiformes; Caprimulgidae
Product: bromodomain-containing protein 2
Exons: 6
Biological process (GO): chromatin remodeling; regulation of DNA-templated transcription
Cellular component (GO): nucleus; chromatin
Source: RefSeq, a predicted model, not a curated record
AAGAAAGGCGUCAAACGAAAAGCCGACACCACCACCCCCACCACCACCGCCAUCAUCGCCACCAGCGGAGAGUCUUCUCCUUCCGCCACCUUGCUGGAGACCAAAGCGGCGAAGAUCCCGGCCCGGCGGGAGAGCGGUCGGCCCAUCAAACCUCCCAGGAAGGAUUUACCCGAUUCCCAGCAGCACCAGACGUCGAAAAAGGGGAAGUUGUCGGAACAGCUGAAAUAUUGUAACGGGAUCCUGAAGGAGCUGCUGUCGAAAAAACACGCGGCCUACGCCUGGCCCUUCUACAAACCCGUCGACGCCUCGGCUCUGGGGCUCCACGAUUAUCACGAGAUCAUCAAACACCCCAUGGAUCUCAGCACCAUCAAGAGAAAGAUGGAAAAUCGGGAUUAUCACGACGCCCAGGAGUUCGCCGCCGACGUCCGGUUAAUGUUCUCCAACUGCUACAAGUACAACCCGCCCGACCACGACGUGGUGGCCAUGGCCCGCAAGCUGCAGGACGUCUUUGAGUUCAGCUACGCCAAGAUGCCGGAUGAGCCCCAGGACUCCAGCCCCCCUUCGGUGUCGGCCCCGCUCCCCGGCGCUCUCUCCAAAUCCUCCUCCGAAGAAUCUUCCAGCGACGAGGAUGAAGACGAUGAAGACGAUGAAGACGACGACGAAGACGAGAGCAGCAGCGAAAGCUCCUCGGAGAGCGAAGAGAGUUCGGAUUCGGAGGAGGAACGAGCCAAUCGUUUGGCUGAACUUCAGGAGCAGCUGCGGGCCGUACACGAGCAGUUGGCUGCCCUCUCGCAGGGCCCCGUUUCCAAACCUAAAAAGAAACGUGAAAAAAAGAAAAAGAAAAAAUCAGAAAAACAUAAAAUUCGUGGAGGAGGAGGAGGAGGAGACGAAGAAACGCGAGCGCGGCAGAACCAGCUGCGGAAAGCCAAGAAAACGGGUGGCGGCAGCGGCGGCUCCAAGAAUUCCAAGAAAGCCCCGAAAGCCUCGUUACCGCCUCCGCCGGCGCCGCUCUACGACUCGGAGGAGGAAGAGGAGAGCAAACCCAUGACGUACGACGAGAAACGGCAGCUCAGUUUGGAUAUCAACAAAUUACCGGGGGAAAAAUUGGGUCGAGUGGUUCACAUCAUCCAGUCCCGGGAACCUUCCCUGCGAGAUUCCAACCCCGAGGAGAUCGAAAUCGACUUCGAGACCUUGAAACCCUCGACUUUACGGGAGCUGGAACGUUACGUCCUCUCCUGCCUGCGCAAGAAACCGCGGAAACCCUACAGCGAAACUCUGAAGAAGCCGGUGGGGAAAACGAAAGAAGAAUUAGCGCUGGAAAAGAAACGGGAGCUGGAGAAACGGCUGCAGGACGUCAGCGGCCAACUCAACUCCACCAAGAAACCCCCAAAGAAGG